AUGAGCCCUACCGUACACGUCGGCUCGCCAAAUGAGUGGCAGCGCAUCUUGGGGUCCUCGACCGUCGUGGUCGCUGACUUCUACGCCGACUGGUGCGGUCCCUGCAAGAUGAUCGCGCCGACGUUCGAAUCGCUGUCGACCAAGUACUCGAAGCCGGGCAAGAUCACAUUCUGCAAGGUCGACGUCGACAGCCAGCAGUCCAUCGCCCAGGCCCACGGCGUGCGCGCGAUGCCCACCUUCCUCGUCUUCAAGAGCGGCUCCGUCAUCGAGACCAUCCAGGGCGCCAACCCCCCCGCCCUAACCAACGCCGUCGAGAAGGCCGUCAAGCUGGCCGGCACAAGCGCCCCUGGAGCCUCCUUCAAGACCCCCGGGCGCACCCUGGGGGGCACGUCAGCAUCGCCCUCUGGCGCGACACUGGCGAGACGAGGCGGACAGACGUUGAGCGGCCGGACAUUUGGCCUGUUCUCCAUCUUGAGCGCUAUCUUGACCUUCUUUGGGCUAUACUUCACGUCGCUGUUUAGCUUCGAUCCUUACAAGGCAGCCGAGAAUUCGGACUUCAACGUCAACAAGCCGAGGGCGCCGCCUCAGCCGAUCCAAGCCAAAGGUCAGAAGCCGGGCGGUGCGGCUCGCUCUAGCGGGGCACAGGGGCCGUGUCCUCAGUGCAGGACCCGGCUUCUCUAUCUGUUCGAGAACGGCUUUGCUGGUCGACGCAGCGAUCCCCUGCGAUGCCGACCCCGGCCUACGCCCUCGACCAUUCGAAGCCUUCGCACGUUCACCCUAAGCCAGAGGAAACGAUACGGCAGCGCGCGCCUUUUCUCCGAGUCGAGGCGUCGGCACCAAGACGUACAACCGGAACCGAAACCGGAACCACAGCCGGAACCUAGUGCACAGGAACUCCAAGAAAUCGAGCUUACGGUGCGACAGGCGAAGCAGGCAUUCGGCGACACCUUACCAAAGGGUUACCUGACCGAGAGGGAAUACGUGCUGUACGAGCGACUCUACGGACCGCCCCUGCGUGAGACGCGACCAGAAGAUGUGGGCAUUCCCACCGAUGAUAUCGACCCCGUAGAACUCGCAGAGAAGCUGGCGCAGACAAUACUGGUGCAAGAGGCGGCCGAAGGCCAGGUAGAAGAAUCCGCCUCCACGGCCGGCGACCAGGUAGAAGAGUUCGUCUCCGCGGCCGCCGAGACCCCGACCCCUCUCCCUACGAAUACGGGACAUACCCCAAACGUACAGUUACCGGAUUUAGAGGUGCUGCCAGAACUGCCUUCCGACGCUGGGCUCGUUCACAUCAAUGCCAUCGCCAAGAGCCAAAGGGAAUUCGAUGUCCUCCUGAAACUACAGAAAGAUUUUGAAAAGUCCAGAAUUCAGGCAAUUGAGGAGGAGGAAGGGGUUGAAGAAGAAGAGGAAAAGGAAGAGGAAGAGGACCCCGAAGAGGAGGAAGGAGACAGCCAACCAGAUGUGCUAUUUGACUCCAUGGCCGACCGCGUCCACGAAUGGACAAAGUUGGGUCACUGGAGAACGAGCCCCACUACUGUUCAUCUUCCCAAGCAAGAUUUUGUAUAUCCAAUUUCUGAGCUACUCAAUCGGACGGAUAUCAGCCACGUCAGGGAGGCUGCCGAGAAGGUUUUCGGCGGACUCGGCCUCCCGCAUUCCGUCGCCACCCCAAUGAUGAAGAAUAUCCCACAGCUGGGGGUCGCUUUGGGGGCGGGCCUCCACAAAAUGACGGAGAUAAAUGCCGACGCCUUUCUCGCGGCAAACCUUCCUGGUAUGUAUGCUUCGGUGAUGGGAAUACUGGUCGAGGUCCGUAAGCGUCUAGGUUCCGAGUGGCUCUCUAAGCUUUUGGUCAGAGGCGAGGGCGAGGGUCCUCGCGUCCUCGAUGUCGGCGGCGGCGGGGCAGGCCUGGUAGCGUGGGAGCAAGUUCUGACGGCUGAGUGGGAGCUCAAGUUUGGCGGCGGAGAAGGAAAUACGACACCCACACCGCCGCUACCGGGCAAGAAGACGGCCGUGGUCGGCUCCGAUCACCUACGGCACCGGAUCUCGAGGUUUCUUCACAACACCACCUUCCUCCCGCGAUUGCCGGACUAUCUGCAUUCCGGUGGGGGCACCGAGUCCUUGGAUACUGGCGACAAGACAUUGCCGAGGAAGUCGUUCGACGUCAUUAUCGCCUCCCACUUGUUCAUGCCCCUGAAGCUAGAAUAUCAACGAAAGGACUUAUUAGACAACCUGUGGGAAUUGCUGUCGCCCGAUGGCGGUGUUCUCAUCGUCCUAGAGAAAGGCCAUCCACGGGGCUUCGAGGCGGUGGCGGACGUCCGAUCUCGAUUGCUGACCGAGUUCAUUUUCCCGGUCAAUUCAGGCCCCCGGCCCGAAGCCAUCGAGGUAGGCGGCCGACGAAUCCAGGAGCCGGGCAUGAUAAUAGCCCCCUGCACGAACCAUAAACAAUGUCCGAUGUACUUGACGCCCGGUCGCAGUGGCGGGCGAAAGGAUUUCUGCCAUUUUAGCCAACGGUACAUCCGCCCACUGUUCCUCCAGAAGCUCUUAGGCGCUUCACAUCGGAACCACGGGGAUGUCGACUUCAGUUUCGUCGCGAUCCAGCGCGGAACGGUGCCAAAAGCGGAAGAAGCUUCGCCGUUCCUCGCGAGUAAAUAUGACUUCACCGCACAGGCCUUCCGGGGCUACGAAAAGGCGACAACGGCACCAGAUCCGCUGACGCUGCCGCGGAACAUCAUGCCGCCGUUGAAGCGGCGAGGCCACGUGACGAUGGACCUGUGCACGCCGAUGGGGACGAUUGAACGGUGGACGGUGCCGAAGAGCUUCAGCCUGGUGGCGUACCACGACGCGCGCAAGGCGCAGUGGGGGGACCUGUGGGCGCUGGGGGCGAAGACGCGGGUGGCACGGCCGGUGCGGCUCGGGAAGGGGGGCGUGGCGCCGAACGACGGCGGGGUGCGGUCGCGCCAGGCGGCGCUGGGGCGACAGCAGGUGAUCGAGUUCAACGCCGACGAGCGCGGGAUCUACAGCACGACGGGGAUAGGCGGCCAGUACCGACCGCCGACGCCGAGACGGACGAAGGGCGGACGGAAGCCGAGGAUGACGGAGGACCUGCUGAGGGAGCUCGAGUUGGAGGCGGAGGCGGAGGACGAAGCGGAAUUGUAG
Durotheca rogersii is the source of this 3153-nucleotide messenger RNA. Its product is annotated as mitochondrial small ribosomal subunit Rsm22-domain-containing protein. Gene Ontology annotation, biological process: translation. The transcript is spliced from 5 exons. Gene Ontology annotation, molecular function: methyltransferase activity; structural constituent of ribosome. The coding region runs from base 1 to 3153 and encodes 1050 amino acids. NCBI's taxonomy places the organism in Eukaryota, Fungi, Ascomycota, Sordariomycetes, Xylariales, Xylariaceae. The record is from RefSeq and is a predicted model, not a curated record. Gene Ontology annotation, cellular component: mitochondrial small ribosomal subunit.